This is a messenger RNA of Bombyx mandarina (wild silkworm), 1302 nucleotides long. It is a transcript of the gene Ostgamma, whose product is annotated as oligosaccharide transferase gamma subunit. Lineage: Eukaryota; Metazoa; Arthropoda; Insecta; Lepidoptera; Bombycidae. Gene Ontology annotation, cellular component: oligosaccharyltransferase complex. The record is from RefSeq and is a predicted model, not a curated record.
GUUUUGAGUUGGCAAAUGUCAAUUUAUCGGUGAUACGUACCUACAUUAAGAAAUUCAUUUAAUAUAACUUUUUGAGUUGAUUCUAGUACUUAGUAGGAAUCAUUCAUAAGUUAAACAUGAAUUUAAAAGUAUUAUUGUUACUAACAAUAACUAUAACAUACUAUGAAGGAGCUGCGCAACCUCGAGCUAAAGGGAUUGAGGAGAAAGUGCAGCAGUUGACUGAUAUUACAGCAAAGAAGUCUGUAAUUCCAUUAAACAUAAAUAAGUUUAAGGAAUAUGUGAAGUCUCCUCCAAGGGAUUAUUCAUUUGUAGUGAUGUUCACUGCAAUGGCACCUGCAAGAAGGUGUGCUAUCUGUCAGCAUGUUAACGAUGAAUAUUUGUUGGUGGCCAACUCAUUUAGAUUCUCAGCUGCUUACAAUAAUAAAUUAUUCUUUGGUAUUGUUGAUUUUGAUGAAGGCUCAGAUAUCUUCCAAAUGUUACGGCUUAAUACUGCACCUGUGAUAAUGCACUUCCCAGCUAAAGGCAAACCUAAGCCUGCUGACACAAUGGACUUUGAGAGAGCUGGCAUCCAUGCUGAGGCCAUCGCUAAGUGGAUACAGGACAGAACUGAUGUACAGAUUCGAGUCUUCCGAUCACCAAAUUACUCAGCGGCUGUAGCUUUUUCAACUCUCUUCAUCAUAUUGGCUGGUUUUCUUUAUAUCCGUAGAAACAACCUCGAGUUCCUCUACAAUAAACAGUUAUGGGCAGUUUGUGCUGUGUUCUUCUGCUUUGCAAUGGUGUCUGGGCAGAUGUGGAAUCAAAUUAGAGGCCCACCAUUUUUCCAUAGAACAAAAACUGGCCCGGUCUAUAUAAACGGGGGAUCACACGGACAGUUUGUAUUGGAGAGUUACAUUGUUGCUAUACUGAAUGGGGCUGUGGUUGUGGGUAUGAUCCUAAUGAUUGAAGCAGCAGGUGGAGUUAAAAACCAUGACCUAACACGAACCCUGGCCGAAGGGAAGCGUCGAAGGUUCCAGUCAGUUGUUGGUCUAAUAUUAGUCUGCGUGUUCUUCUCACUGCUUUUAUCAGUAUUCAGAGCAAAGACGCAAGGAUAUCCAUAUAGUUUCUUGUUCAAGUGAGAAAAUUACUAUGCAAGAGACCAACGUCGUCCCCUAUUUAUAUUUUUAAAAUAUAUCUCACAAGUAAAUUUAAUAAAUGGAAGAACUCUUUUUUUGAUCUGAGUCAUUGAGUUUAAUGGCUAUAGAUUUUUUCAAGUGUGUGAUGUUUGAAACUUAUAUUAAUUACGUUGGUCAAUAAAGUUAUAAA